Molecule: messenger RNA, 4574 nt
Organism: Vitrella brassicaformis
Lineage: Eukaryota; Vitrellaceae
Source: the annotation of a GenBank genome assembly
CAUCGGCCAAAGCGGCACAUGCUGCCAAAGGGUGGGAGAAGGUAGCGAAUGCCUCUCGAAGGAAGCAGGAAGAGAUCGGCGUCUGCUGGAGCGGAUGGAGGCCGACGAGAAAGAGAAGGGGAAAUACAUGGACAAGUUCCGCUGGGGCGGUGCUAUCAAGAAGGAGCCUGCGAGUCCAUGAGUGUCGGCCUACAAGAACGCGCGGAAGUAUGUUGGCUGUUUCAGGGAUGGUUCUGAAACAGCGACAUCCCUGAAACAGCCAACAGCGAUACACACAGACACACACACACACACACGCCGACGUGACUAACGGGCGAAACUCACUGUGACGGACACCAGUGCACUGGCGAGCGAACACCCCGCAUCUACAUCAACUAUAACUUAUAUAUAUAUAUAUGUAAGAAGUUCCAGAAUGGAAGGCGCUGCAAGAAGAGAGAGCUCUAAAUUUAGACAUAUCAUGGAGAGAGUGGGCACAAUGAUGUGUGUCAUCAGGAGGGGGCCAUUGCCGGUGGUUUCGUACAGAGUUCCACACAACCAGCAGCUCGCAAACAGACGAAUCACAAUAAGAACGUAGCAGGAUCUCUAUCAAGAAAGAUUUCACGAUGCAAACAUGUGAUAGCCUGUACGAAUGAUGGAAUUCUCGACGAUCAAAGUGAUAGUGCGGACAGUCACUCCCCUGAGCAGUGGAGGACUAGGUCUCAGAAUGGGAUGCGGAGCUGAUUCGGCCUUCAUCGGCGCAAAGCUGGUAGUGCCGAGCCCUCGAGUGUCCGCCAGUGCUCCCUAUAUAUGGCAGGAUACCAACACCACCAGAAUCCCUCCGCUCGCCAUCAAGAUCCGAGAGGUGGUGGAACGUUCGCAAGCUUUCUUCAGCUGGUCGCAUAGCGUAGUCUCCACUGGUAAGCUGCGAUCUGGCCAUCUGAUAUGACAAGCUCAAGGUCUUCUUCUUGCUCCUGCUCUUGCUCCCGUCCUGCGUCGCCCCUACAGAUGGAUCAGGCAUGGGCAGGUCAAAGUCUCGGUUCUGUUUUUUCUUCUACUGGGUGUGACAACUGCUCGGCGUGAAAGCAACAUUGUGAUAGUCAGGGUCGGCCUGGCGCGUCUUCCAAGGUCGCAUACUGCAGCCCGUCAGACAAGCACCAUAGGUGAAUGGCUGAUGCAACUCUUUGUUCGAGGGCCAUUGGGUCUGUUGCUGAUACGAAAGGGCCGCGCUGGACGUAUCCAUUGCCCCAGGCCUAGAGAGAAUUGAUUGGAUACUCGCCCCCUUGAGACGAAAGAGAAAUCCUGGAAAGGACAAAUGCAUAGACAAGAGCAGCGUGAAGGACAAACCCUAUCCCAGUGCUCCUUUUCACCUGUCAAGUCGCAUCGUAGACCCUCCACCGAUCCCCCCGUCUGUUUCUUGUCCCUUGCAGGGACUUGCUACUGUUAUGUAAUACGGAUUGUGUGCAAGUAAGGCGGGCGGGGGGGGAGGCGACGUCACGCCGUGUGUGACGCGAGGACCAUGACGCCUGUUGGCAAUGCGACGAGGAGGCGUUUCGCCUGAGGAGCGAUAGGACGGAUUCUUGCGAUUACUGGAGCGCCACUGGUCAUACGACGACGGAGCCACGGCCUCCAUACGCUGUCCAUGUGCAAAAACAGUAGAUACCGUUUAUGGCACGCCAUUGUCGUCUCUCGCCUACAUUGUUGUUGGCGUUUGCGGGGAAGUGGUCUUCCCUUCCAUUCCUCAGAUGCAGGCGUCGAGGGUUGCUACUUCCUCCUCUUGGUCCCGCUGACGGGGGGCUUGGACUUCUGAUAGCCAGACGCACCCUUGCACAAACAAUAUCGUCACACCUUCGCUCUCCUUGAACUUUUUAAUUGCCACGACCUCUUGCGUCUCCUGCAUACAUGCCGCCAUGCCGAGAAGGCCACACACGUAUCGAGGAGUAAAGAUGAGGUGAAUUCAUGCUUUCUGGCAUUACUCGUGCGUGCAAGGUCCCACUUUGUCUGUCUUCCCCUCCCCCCAGCACAACGAGUCAUCAAACGGCUUUCCAACUGCAGUAUAUAUUUGUGCCAGUGCCACUGCCAUAUUGUCUCCUACCUGAACAUUGAUCCAUUGAAGCUCGUCUUUUGAAGCCCCCUCCCCCUUGAACGGGGGGAGGGGGCGACAUUGCAUUGUCCGGCCGAACAUCUGACUUCACACGAUGUGCAUUGACUGCAAUCACCCAUCAAAAACAGUCGAUUCUCGGCUUCUGGACAAGUCCUACCGCUAAUGACUGAGUCCUCUUCAUCCGCUCUUCCCGGAUCCUUGCAAAAUACAGUCAAAUCGUUGUGGCUCUUGCAUUCUCCCUUUCACGAUCUACCCUAAACGUCAGCCCGUGGCCAAUCGCGAUCACUGGUUUACUGUUUAUAAUCGACUUUGGUGCGACACUUUGCCUGGUGUCCCUUCCCGAUCGCCUCCCAUUACUCGGGGGCCCCUCUACAGCUCUGCACGAGGGGAAGUAUUCCGUGUUGUUCGCAUGUAUGGCCUUGCGGCGCCUGAUGGCAAGGUUUACUUUCGAUGGGAUCUCAAUUAUUGUGAUCCUCUUCUGUUUGCCUUUUCUUUGCUCACCUCUCGCUCACUGCAUGUGCAUGAAGCGGUCGCCACGUUUCUGCUUUCUGCGAAAGCCUCGCGAAAGUGGUGGGUUGCGUUGCAUCCGGUGCUUCCUUCUCCGGACUCGUGAUUUUCUAUGGACUCACACAGACCCUUUCUUGCGUACCCGUUCGGGGGGCCGGGGGGCAAGGUCCCCGUGAGGUUAACGAACGAACGAACGAACCUCCCCCCUCGUAACCGUUCGUCGAGCCGCGUUCGGGCGAGGCCCAUCGAAGAAUUUAUCGAACUUUAGCAUGAGGCCCUGACCUUGUUUCGGCAUCGCAACACAACCGCAUAUGCCCCCCUCACCAACGACGCCCAACACUUUGUGCGAAAAAGGCAAUCCUGACACACUUCAUACUUAUUCAUCAAGCUGAGGAGAUUGCGUGUUGAGGCACCAAAGGGGUUUACGUUGCGUUACACUGCUGCUGCUCCCCUAACACAACUUUCGUUUGGGAAGAUGAAGCGGGCAGCUGAAGGACCGGAGGAGGACGUGAACGGCCACCCAGCUAAGAGGCAAGUUGCUCAAGAGGGAGAUCUGGGGCAUGAAUCGUGCGUGCGCAGGGUUGCUCGUGAUGGCGUAGCUGAGGAGGAAGAUGAGGUGAAAGAGGACUUCGGGGGCUUCCCGUCGGAGGAGACCAUGAAUGAACUGGAAAACAGUGAGUCACAGAGCCACAUGUCCUUCGUCCGCUCGUUUGUUGUGUGCCCCGUUUGCUUAUGUCUCGCACGUGUCCGUCAGUCCAAAAGGAAUUGUUCAAACUGGUAGGAACGACCGACACUCAGAGGAUCACAUGCAUCUGAUGGUUCGUGCCCUUCCUCAGGACGACGAGUGCGCCAAGGAGCAGAUGGAAGUGCAGAAGAAAUACGGUGGGGUACACAAUCUUUCGUACACACGUAUCAUAGCGUGUCGCCCGCAUACACCUCUCAGACAAACAGAAGAAGCCUGCGUUCGACAAGCGCAACGAAAUCAUUGCCGCCAUCCCGCAGUUCUGGCUGCAAGCCUUCAAGAACCACAAGGGCAUCUACAUACAUCAAGAAGACGAGGAGCUCCUCGGGGUAGGGUAGGGCAUGGCAGCAGACAGGGGAACGAAAAUAGCGCAAAAUUCAUACACACAGUCGCAUCGUGAGUUCUAUCAGCAUCUGAAAACUAUCGAAGUGGAUGACAACCUGGAUCACAUGGGAUCAUACAAGCUGACAUUCGUAAGAAGUGCUGAAAGGACACGUUUCUUCUUCAAGGUACGCGGGAGUUACUCGCGAGUAACAAUCUGUGCAUUGUGCAGCAUUUUGAGCCGAAUGACUUUCUGGAGAGUCUGACAAUGUCCAAGAAGACCACGAUUCUGGACGGCAAUGAUGAAGUGUGCGAGAUCAGCCCCAUCGUUUGGCAGGAGAACAUGGUGAGCAGCAGGGAGCAGAUUAGCCCUCUGAUGGGCGGCAUGUGUAGCGUGAACUUCUGUCGAGUCAGGACAUUGUAUCCCGCAUUCGCGAGAGGCGCAAGCAGCAACAAGAGAAGGGAGAAUCGCCUGUAGACAGCGACUACUCACUCUUCGAAUGGUAUAUGUACACACAUGAGGAUUGCCAGUACGUGGGGGUUUGUGUGCACUUUUCUCAGGUUCACGCAGGAGGCUCCUGACGACAUACCUGAUUUGGGUGAGGUGAUCCGCCGCGAGCUGUGGCACGACCCGCUCCAAUACUACCUAGAGGUCAGCGGUUGGGCAGACAUGCGACGACCAACAUGCCUUUGUGUACACUGUCUGCACGCAUGUUGCGCAGGAGUGUGACGAGGGGGGUCUGAUCGACGAGGAAGAGGGCGAGGAAGAAGAAGAUGAGGCCGAGGGCGAAGAGUACACGCCGAUGGAUGGUAGUUUGGUCAGAUAAGGGAAGGCUUCUGAUGUGAAUCAGUGUAUGAACCUUUUUUGCGUGAAAAGACGUGAAAGAUAACCCAUACGUGGAGAAAUAAUGAAUCAUGUUGCCA